UUUAAGAAAGAUAAACCAUUUAAAUAGCAAUUGAGUUUUCUACGAAAUGCAUCGUCACAAAGAUGAAAGCAGGGCUGUUAUUUUUAGCUCAUUAAAAGUUGACAUUUUGGAGAGCCAGUACAUGCAGUGACUAAGUUAGUUGCAGGCCGUCCACUGAACAGUGACGACACAUAUCUCAGAGUGAAAUACUAUCUGUGUGGUUUUAAAUCAGUCUGUUGAUGGCCAGUGUGUUUCCAGUGGGCGCUUGCCCUCUCCUCUCCUCUCCUCUGCUCUGCUCUGCCGUUGCGCUGGACGGGGCUGGUCCUCUGCCUGGGACUCUGUGUGGCGAUUGGAGAUUCCAGGCCGGGCCCCGGAGCCUCCCCCCUCUGACACACUUUCAGCGCUGCACCACCAGCAUGACUUUCAUUGCUCUCCAAGGGCGGGUGGUGCACCUUCAGGAAAAAACAAACAAAUAUGGAGGCUGUAGGAGUGCAAGUGUACAGACCCUGCUCAUUUGACUGUUUCAGCCCAUCGGACCAGCACAGCUCCUCCAAACCCCCGCUGAGCUCCUCGGCCAUGACAUCACGCAUCCUGCUGCGGCAGCAGCUGAUGCGGGAGCAGCUUCAGGAGCAGGAGCGGCGGGAGCAGCAGAGACAACAGGCCUCCCAGUACCCACAAACCACUGCGGCCCAGACCCCUGCCAUCAAUGUCAGUGUCCCCGCCAGUCUACCGCCUGCCGCCCAGGUGCCAAUGGAGGUGCUCAAGGUCCAGACUCACCUGGAGAACCCAACCAAGUACCACAUCCAGCGCUCUCAGCAGCAGCAGGUCAAGCGGUACCUGGGAAAGCUUGGCUCUCAGGUGUUGAGCUUGCCCUGCCACAACCAGUCCUCUGACCACGGGGGCAUGCCGCCAGGGCCGGGCAACAGCGCCCCCAACAGCCCUAUGGCCCUACUGACCCUGAACUCUAACUGCGAGAAAGAGAUGGAUGAUGUCAUUGACGACAUUAUUAGUCUGGAGUCCAGUUACAGUGAUGAUAUCCUCGGCCUGAUGGACCCAGGACUUCAGAUGGCUAACACGAUCCCAGUGAAUGCUAACCUCAUGGACAUGUACGGAAAUCAGGGUAUGUCCCAGCAAGGUCUGCCCAUCAGCAACUCCUGCCCUGCCAACCUGCCCAACAUCAAAAGGGAAUACUCUGUUUCACAAUCCCCGGCCAUCAUGCAUAUGCUGGAUAAAUCUGGAUCCUGCGGUAAAUUUGACAACUAUCAAAGGCCUGAAGGGUUCCCUGUUGAAGCUGAGGUAAGAGCGAUGGCAAAAGAGAGGCAGAAGAAGGAUAACCACAAUCUGAUUGAGAGGAGACGACGGUUUAACAUCAAUGAUCGAAUCAAGGAAUUGGGCACUUUAAUUCCUAAAUCCAAUGACCCGGACAUGCGCUGGAACAAAGGCACCAUCCUGAAGGCAUCAGUAGAUUACAUCAGGAAACUACAGCGGGAACAGCAGAGGGCCAAGGAGCUGGAGAGUCGCCAGAAGAAGCUCGAACAUGCCAAUCGACAUCUGAUGUUGAGGAUACAGGAGUUAGAGAUGCAGGCGCGAGCUCACGGUCUGGUCAUAACCUCUUCAGCACUCUGCUCUUCUGAACUUGCGGCUCGGUCCAUUAAGCAGGAGCCCGCUUUGGAGGACUGUCGCCAGGACCUGUACACACUCCACCCUCAUCACCAACACCACCCAGCCUGCACUCCAGAACCACCCAGUGCCCUGGAGCUGAACGAAGGCCACGCUAACUUCCCAGAGGGCCACUACAGCGUUCACGGCAAGCCAGGCUCCAAACUCAACGACAUCCUAAUGGAAGACAACUUAUCACCGGUGAGAGGGGGGGACCCUUUGCUCUCAUCCGUCUCCCCAGACACCUCAAAGGACAGCAGUCGUAAGAGCAGUGUAAGCAUGGAUGGAGAUGAGCAGGGCUGUUAGCACCCCCUACUGGAAGACACCUCACCUGCAUCUCCAACCGUCUCCAUCCUGCUGCAAGUGUCCCUGUCCACAGCUAACACACUCCCAGCUGCAGGAGAGGCUUUCUGUUUGUGUCAUUUGUUUGUUGUUUUUUUUUUUUCUCCCCCACCGGCGUUUACAUGUAUUGAAUCUUUUCCAUUCAUGUUUUUUUUGUUAGUUUAUGGCUGAUAUCUUUUGUUUUUUCAAGCACUCAACCUUGAUUUCAAGGACUGAUUACAAUGUUUGCUUUAAUCAAUACUUCGAUGACAAUGAGUUACAAAAAUAGAAGUUUUUAUAUUUAAAAAAACAACUCAUCUUUGGAUAGAGGCUAGAUUAUGUUUAUUUCUAUUGAUUCCAAAGAAUCUAGGGAAGUUAUAAAUCAUGGUCAGACAUGUAGAUAUUUUGUGUUGAAAUGAACACUGCUUUUUAAAUCACUAGCAAUAAUAGUACAAAAAAGUCUAUUUAUUACUAUAGUGCUUUACACUCCUUGUGUCUUAGAUUGAACUUGAAUGUGCCAAUGCCUUAUUAAGAUGUGUAUACAUCAAUGUUGUAUUGCUAUGCACAUUUUUUGGCUGUUAGCUGAGUCUUUUGCAGUCUUCCAGUUGAAAUUUCUUCCUUGACAAAUAUUAAUCAUUUGUAGAAUUGAUCUUAUUUAUGUAUCUUUGUAAACAGGACGUUAAGUAAACAUUCCCCCGAAAAUGUAUUUAUAACAAGGCAUUUAAAAAAAAGCCUUUUUGAAAUAAUUAAUGAUAAGUAAAAGCACAUUAAAAAUAGGAAGCUAAGAUGUCUUAUUUGAGAAAGUUAAAAUUUAACAAAUGCUGCAUUGGUAAUGGCUGAUUUUAGGCUUUUAUUCAUCGCCAUAAUGAGCAAGAAGCAGCACAAUACUCUAGUAACAAGAGAGAAAAGUCAAGUUUCACCAUACUGUUGUAACGUUUAAUCAUCCAUUGUUGACUUCUUUGCAGUGUGUACCAGAUAUACAUUCCUCACUGCCAAAAGCACGGAAAUACUUUUUUUAAAAAAAAGAUUUGUUUAUAAUGCAGUCUCAGAACAAGUAAAAUCUUAGCACAAAUCAAAAUUAAAAAGCCUAUUGUAGCUCUGACACACGCACAAGAAGCUGAUGAUAGAUCUGAUUGUUACAUAAUUCUAUAAAUCUUUCAUAGAUGAUUACUGCAAGAUGAAGAUUAAUCUUUUUUUUUUAUUGUAUUCUUGUCUGUAGUGUUCAGACUAACAUAACUGGUAAAAUUGCUACUAGUUUAGCACACAGUGUAAUACUUCAGAUACAAGUGCUGAGUUUUUAUAAUUGUCCAUCCAUUUCCUAAAUUAUUUUCUUUUUUUUACACCACUGUGGUGACAUUUCACUUUCAGGAUCUUUUUUUUCCAUUAUGUGAACAUUUAUAUUGCCAAGGAGUAUAAGGAGACUGCUUUGGGAUUUUGUAUGAAAUGCAUGACAUUGUCAAAACACUGGAAUGACCUCUGUAAUUUGAAACGUGGUUUGUUCGCCUUUUUUUUUUUAUCUAAGCAUUAACUAACUAUUGUAUUUGGCUUUUCAAAUGCAUACAGAAUGAUGUAUGAGAUUGUAGAUUCUUUAUGGUGUACAGUUGUUGUAUAUUUCAGCAGCUUGUUUUCAACAGUUGUAGCAAGUAUGCCUUUGUUAAUAACUACCUGCCAUACAAUGAGAGCCCUCUUUCAGCACAGCCUCCAUUCUGUUAAACUAUGCAAUGGUUGAAGUUGUGCCUGCAGAGCAGCGUCAUAUCUCGACAAUGUGACUUCCUUAUGAAUUAGUCUAAAACAGUGUCAAAGUAAUUAUCUUUAUAAUUGAUUUAAGUGCCUUACAGUCGUUUCUGUUACCCUGGUGAUGUGAGAGGAGUUGUACACAGUGAUGCAAAUUUUUGGUUGAUGUUUAUACUGGUGUUUGGUGCUUCGUGGAUUAACUGAAGAGUGCCAAAGUUGUUUAAAAAGCAGUAGGAAAGGGCUGUUUGUCAGUACAAGAUAACACUAAAAGUCUUUCAGAGGUAAGAACUACAAAAAAUAGCUUGAUAGUUUGAAAUGAUGGAACCCCAAAGUGUUCAGUACUAAAUAAGGCAUAAUGAAUAAACCACAAAAGUAUAUACAGUAAAAUAUUUAAGUAAACCAAUGAAUUUUAAAAUAAUUAAAUUUUUAA
This is a messenger RNA of Plectropomus leopardus (leopard coralgrouper), 4123 nucleotides long. RefSeq names its product microphthalmia-associated transcription factor-like. The record is from RefSeq and is a predicted model, not a curated record. NCBI's taxonomy places the organism in Eukaryota, Metazoa, Chordata, Actinopteri, Perciformes, Serranidae. Gene Ontology annotation, molecular function: RNA polymerase II cis-regulatory region sequence-specific DNA binding; DNA-binding transcription factor activity, RNA polymerase II-specific; protein dimerization activity. Gene Ontology annotation, biological process: regulation of transcription by RNA polymerase II; melanocyte differentiation. Gene Ontology annotation, cellular component: nucleus.